AUGGUCAACUCCUGCUGUGGAUCCGUCUGCUCCGCCCUGAGCUGUGGAGGAGACUGCUGCCAAGAGACCUGUUGUGAGCCCAGCUGCUGCAGCAGCCCUUGCUGCCCCCCGACCUGCUGCCAGACCACUUGCUGCAGGACCACCUGCUGCCGUCCGACCUGCUGCAGGCCCUGCUGUCCCCGUCCUUGCUGCGUGUCUAUCUGCUGCAGGCCCCGCUGCCCCCAUCCAUGCUGCGUUUCCAGCUGUUGCAGACCCUGCUGCCCCCGACCCUGCUGUGUGUCCAGCUGCUGCAGGCCCUGCUGCCCCAGGCCUUGCUGUGUGUCCAGCUGCUGCAGGCCCUGCUGCCCCCGCCCCUGCUGUGUGCCUAGCUGCUGCCAGCCUUGCUGCCGCCCAACCUGCUGCCAAAUCACUUGCUGCCGGACGACUUGCUGCCGCCCGACCUGCUGUGUGCCCAGUUGCUGCCGGCCUUGCUGCUGA
Ornithorhynchus anatinus (platypus) is the source of this 477-nucleotide messenger RNA. RefSeq names its product keratin-associated protein 4-9-like. The transcript has a single exon. Lineage: Eukaryota; Metazoa; Chordata; Mammalia; Monotremata; Ornithorhynchidae. Gene Ontology annotation, cellular component: keratin filament. The record is from RefSeq and is a predicted model, not a curated record. Bases 1 to 477 code for a protein of 158 amino acids.